AGGAGGAGAAGAAUGUAGGGGAAACAACGAAAUAGAACGAUGCGUGCCCCAGAGGAAUGUGUGUAGCGCUUGUUCUGAGUUUGACACAGAUGAGCAUCAAGAUAAGUGGAAUGAAAGGUAGUUGCAUGAUAUGAACGAAGCGUAAGCCCUAGUUCUCUAGGUCAUGCCGUUCGUUCGUGCCAGCAACCUUCUCCUCUUUAAGAAUUUGCUCUGCGUACUUCUCGAUCUCGCUUAGAGGUCGUCGUGGCGUAGUAAAGGUCGUUACCAUGUCAUACGUGCUUUAACAUGUUGCUAUCAACAAGAUAAGUGGUUUACUGUGAUCAAGAAUUGUGUAAAGAUCAAUAUUAAAUCUGUGUCAAUUUGUUUCCUGUUACGGAUUUUUAUUGUAGUCUUUCCUAUUCCUUAACCUUAUGUCUGAUGUGUAGUUUUUAGUAGCACAUCUUCAAAAUGAAGUUUGGUGCCAUCUUGACGCGUUCUCGCGUACCUGAGUGGUCGCAGCACUACCUUGAUUACAAUCAAGCGAAGAACAUCCUGAAAGAGUGUCUUCGGAAGCAUAAACAAUAUCGACAGUUCUUAGCUCGGUCAGGCCAACAAUCGAGCCGGGAUGUCGCGGUGGCUCGUGGGCGCUUUGCCGGUGGUCGGGACGAUGUCUACCUGCCGGAUGCUGAGAAAGACAAUUAUGACGGGGCGAUGGACUUUUCAUUAUUCAAUGUUUCUUCGUCUUUUGGUACUGAAGAGGUUGACUAGCUCGUAGUUAUGCACAUCAAUACAUAGAAGACGUCAAUCAGUGAGAUCUUUAAUGUAUGAGAAACCUUUAUCAUAAACUUGCUAGCCUACUAACUUUACUGCCUAUUGUCUUCUCUAAGCACUAGAUCUAGAGGCAGGCUAUGACGCUGAGAACGGCAAAGAGGGUCGUGAUAGUGGAAGUUCCUCGGAUGAGGAGGGCGAAGGAGAAAACACCCGGCGGAAGCUCGAGGAAUAUCUUGCAGAGAAUGAAGAAAAUAUCGAUAUCCUCUACUAUUUCCUGGAGCCUUUUUACCAGUUCAUGGGUACUUCUACCGAUAUACCAUCUAUUUCUCCUAAGUCUCGCUGGUUUAGGUCUAUUACUAUUUUAUUUCUCCCUUUCUCGUUGUGCUAGUUGUCGAUGAUGAUCAUGAUGCUAAUCUUAUAAACCAAACUACUUACUUAAUAGAGGAAGAGGACUCGAGGUUGCUGCACUUUCUUUCUCAACUGUCACGCAGGUGAGCAGUGCCUGAAGGUUGACAAGCAUUACAUCCGGACUAUGUCUUCGCUGGCCAACCGACUAGAGGAGCUUUCGAGGGAGGCGAUGCAAGCAUCGGCGGAGGCCGCGCCACGCGAGGUCACCAAGACUAAUACGUUAUCGAUUGCAUCCAGUGCUCCUCCUGACUUGUUUUCCGAAAUCAAAAGAGAGGAGAGCAAGAACAUGACAGAAGUAGGGCAAGACUUGGAUCUUGAUUCUGCAAAGAACAAACUCGAUGACCUUGCUCACCAGUCUGGAUCAGGUGUCGUCGGACGCACGAGUCAAAAAGUAUUGCAAGAAGGUGUCGCAUUGACCGAAGAAGCAGCCAGCAUUCGACGUCUGUCCGAUGUGGCGCAUGGGCUAGCAGCUAGCCUCGCGAACGAGAUACAAUAUGAAGCGGAGGACCACGGCGAGAGCUUACCUCGGGACGUGGAGGGUGUUGUGCGCGACCUGAGCAAAGACUUACCAGGAGAGAAUUUUGCAGGACUACAUUAAGACAACUGGAACUAGAACCAAAAAAGGAGUAAUAAAUACCAACAAAAGAAUGCAUGUGCAUGAUCUUGCUUAUCCCGCAUCACCUACUUCGCUGUAACGUUCCUACUCAUCUAAGUAGAACGCCUGUUUGACUAGUUGUUAUUUGUUUUUGUGUUAUUGAAAACAAGAGUGAGUGACAUAAUGAUGCGAGUGCGCUGGUAGCUCGAAUAAGACAAGGCGUCGGAAAAGACAGAAGUACGGAAAACACGCGCGUUUAUGGAGGCAGUCUUCCAUGCCGCUCACCAUGACCAGCCAGAGUCCUCUUCCGCAACCGAGGAGACAAACCGCCGAAGUAUGGAGUACAUACUUGCUACAGGGCCCGAGGGAGUGGGAGCGGAUAAGACUAGCGUAUUCAAUACAGGACAACAGCACAGCAACAUGCUCUCGUCUGCAGCACAGGUUGCUAGGAGAAGUCGGACGAUUGGCGCUGGCGUUCGCAGCGAUCUUGAGGAACAUCUCGUGCCUAAAGGUCCGGAAGAUUCUCGUGGAAGUCUGCCUGAUCUUGGUGUGGCCGAUGAGGAUUUUUCCCCCGGUAUUCAUGGCCAGAGACCAGGAGGAGAUGAAGUUGCUACAGGUUCAUCAUUUGGGGCGCCAUUAGUCGCGGAGUCGUCUUUCAGCUCUCUCGCCGCUGGCGUAGCAGACAGCGCAGAAAAGAGCCUUCAAGUCGACGACUGGCAAAAAAAGCUAUCAACCGCUUCCGGCGAAGCACCUAGUGGAUCUGCAGGACGAGGGGUAUCCAAAUCGAGGAGGGCGCAAGUAGACCUUGUCCUGUUUCGCAUUAUGAAGGAGAUCAACAAGCUAGAGGACUUCUGUCGGCUCAACUACUCCGGCUACAGGAAGAUCAUGAAGAAGCACGACAAGAAAACAACACUUCAGACUCUUAGCGUCGUACUCCCAUUUCUGGCAGAGAACUACAUCUUUCCGAACUACCAGACACGUUUAAAAUCGCUGUCGGAUCAGGUGAAAAUGCUAGCGGAGACAAUGGGCGGGGUGUCUGUAGAAGACUACUGGAAGUUUCAAACCGGCGAAAGCUCAUCGGCAGGUACCGUAUAAUCUUGCUCAUCUGAGUACUUAGUUUUGAAAUGAAAGUGAUACUGAAUCAAUGAAACUAGGUGUCGUUGAAUACGUCGAAUCUCAAUUCCUCUGCAAAAAAACCUCCCAACAAACUCACAUCUCGUCAGCUUCCGAAAUGUAUAUCCUCGCCUUUUUCCUUGGUGUGGUGCUGAUGGCAUUGAUAGACCUGGUGGUUAUGGUAGAAAUACCCGCGACCAAUCCUGAAUUCGACGUUGGUGCGUUUUUCGACGUGUUCCCGCUAUUUCGCUUCAGCUUUAUGUUCAUUCUUGUGCUCUGGAUGCUCGGUUGGGUCACCUCAUUGUACGAGAAGUACUCUUAAGGCUUCAGGUAAUCCAUCUCCAGAAGCAUCUUGGGACCUUCCUCUAAGGGCAAAGCAAGCCCAGGAUGACGCUCAAGAUGAACUCCACGAAGCUCUAAAACUCCAUAAACUACAUCUUCCUCCUGGACAUCGACCCCAAGUGCCAAGUUCGCGCAGGCGACUUCUUCGGCUACGCGAGUAUUCACACGAUGGUGUGGAUCAUCUUCUUCGGAUUUUACAUCUACAUCUGUAAAUUCUCUCCACCCGCUCACCUGUACGAAGUGCAAAAGACAUUAAUACCCUUGAAAGAGAUGUCUUUAGAGGAGCAGGAGAGGAGUAGUAGAACAGGUAAUGUGUUGAAGAUGAAGGAAAGACCAGAUCUCUAUUUCGGCGAGAGAAGUAUACUACCACUAGAUGAUGCUGACUUCGUGCAUCUUCUCGCCCCUGAACAGCGAGGCCACGACCCAUUUUCUGGCGGCGAUGUCGUUGUCCACAUGACCACCCUUUCACCCGAGGGAGCGAGUCCAUUCAUCCGACUCGGACAACAGUACUACCAACUGUUACCUUUCGGAGUGUUGUUCUUCCAGAUCAUAUUCCUGUUUUUCCCAAGUGACGUGUUCCGACGGCGCUAUCGAACGCAAAUCUUGUCACUGGUUGGAGACGUGAUUACUGCAAAUCCCUGGGUCACCGUAACCUUCGGCGCGAACAUUGUCGGGGAUAUCCUGACAAGUUUCGUGAAGCCCCUGUCCGAUCUGCAGUAUACUGCGUGUUAUCUCACCUCCGCGCCGCCUGAGCAAGGCUCUGAAGCCGUGCAAACCUCAGCGGAAAGGGCAGUUAAGGCAGUUCUUGAUGUGAUCAAAUGAAGAAAAACAAAAAGUCAAUAUAUCAAAAGUGAGGAUGUAAGUAAGAAAUUGCAAGUAGGACGAGUGCUUUCAUCGAUCGAGUGGAAAAACAACCAGUAGAAAACAAUGUAACUCCACUAAAAAGGUAGAGGAAUUCUUUUUUGCAGUUUCUAAUGCAUCCGACGGAUUUCUCCAGCAAGGACACAAAGCGCAGUGCAACGACCUGGAAAAGUGGUUGGCCCCCUUUAUUUUGGCCUUGCCGUAUUGGUUCCGCUUGAUGCAAUGCGUCGCUCGAUUGCGCGCAGCUCGUGAGGGUGAGCGCAAGGACCUGGAGGCACAACGGAGCUACGCCAAGGAAAUGCUGCAAAAUAUAGAUCCAGAGCUUUUGCUCAAACCACCCGGAGAGUCAGCCGAUAACAAUAGACUCGGCACUAGCGUUGGUCACGAUAACCUUGGCGACAUGAAAGAGCUACAGCUGGGCAACGACGGGGAUAUGUUAGGAUCACUGCGCGCUCGGAGUAGCAAGACUGAUGACUCUGGAAACGAGCGAGCUCAUAGUGCAGUUUUUGAUGAAGCGGGACACCAUCUUCAUGCUAAUCUUAAGGCUAGGGAUAAAACAAGUCACACUCACAGUUCUAGUUAAAGAGACGCUGCUUCCAACAUUGAGCGACAGCUUCCUCUUUAUAUGGACCUAAUAAAGAUUCACUAAUCCACUAUCGUCUAGAACAACUGCAUAUAGGAUAGUUUCCGUACCACUCCCCAUUUGCAUUUAUAAAUAAGGUACAAGAACACCAUCUCACGUGGUCGUUGGCACAAGUCUCCUCCACGCAUCUCUAAGACCUGUCAGCACGCAUCCCUGCUAGACAUUGGCGGCAUUGAAGAGGCCACGUCGGACAGCACCGCGACCGGUUGGGGAGGACGCAUCUUCUUUCCAGGAACGCCAUCUGGAGGACACAUGGUGACGCCAGGAGGCCUGCUUGGCGCAGCUUCCAAUGUAUUUCGUGGUGACCUACAACAGCAGACUGGUUCACUAGGCAACAUGAAAACGAGAAUGCUACCCCGUUCGGUUUCGGUAACGCAAGCGGUAACAGAUUAUGGUUCAGUUGUUCUUUUUGCGCAGCAUGAGGAUGAGCAUGAAUGUUGAUUAGUUUGUGAUUUCACUAAAUCUAAGAUGAAAUUUUCGGCAUGUAAGUACCUUGUUGAGGAAGAUGCAUCAGUAUUAGCCUAUAUAAAGUACUUAGUUAUCUCGAUCUCGAUGUCGAUCAGUUCUAAGAAUCCAAAUCGGGAAAACUGGGUGAAACCUCGGAUGAUCAUGAGAACGAAGCAGAGGUGAGGCGGGCGGUAAGGGUGGAAGAUCCAAGAGGCAGGCGACGCGACUCGUGUGUUGGUGACGCCACCAAGAUCAACAUGAUGCUUCCAACUGGUUCUUCUGCAGCUUCAGCUAUCUCUAGACGCGGCGCAUUUGCGUUGCAGCGAGCGACCACGGCGGCAACUUUCGACACUCAAAAACAGAUGGUUGAUCAAGCCGUUUCAGGAUCAAUCUUGGAUCAUCCCUCGGUCCUGGGAAACCCAAGCAGCGACCUCCCAGGAUCGAAAGCUGCUACUUUUCUCGCUAAUUUUUUUGGAGGAUCCUCAGACCAGAGUGGAGCGAUUGGAGCUACCUUCGAUUUUUAAGGUCGAGACCAAAAGCGUAAUAUCCAAGCAUGUAGUUCGUGUUGAUCGUCCUGAUAUUUCGAUCUACUUAACUCGUUUCGUGUAAUUCUAAUUCUUUACAGAUCUCAUUAUUUUCGCGCUCGUAUCAAUCAUUCAAGCUUUAAUUCCUGAGGACGUCGAGGGGCCGAUCUGGCGAAGCUGAAGACGUGUCUGACUCAGAACCGAAGCCUCGUUUUCCGAAGCGCGGAAGGGUUUCGAGCAAUCGUACUCGAAGUACUGGGUUCAAUACAUUAGGAGACACUAGUACCACACGAAUAGAGCUGCCGGCGUUGACAAGGGAGCACAGUGGAGGUCGCAGUAAUUCUCGGGAGAUUAUACCAACAAUUACUGCAACGAAGCUAAGCAACAUAGACGAAGAUGUGAAAGGCGAAGCAGAGGCUUCACCUUCGAAAAAUCCUAAUCCAGUUCAACGAGAUGGGGAAUCACAAACAAAAAGCAUGCCGGUCGGCCACGCGAAGCGACAAAGUUUUGCGCGGCGGGCCGCGAGCUUUCCUGUAGCUCGUCCGGACCUCGACCCGUCCGACGAAGAAAACAAUAGCCCGAAAGCCGAGGCAGUUCGGUGGAGUGAGGAGCAGCUGGAAGCCAUGUCUGGUGCCGCUCCAAACGGGUCCGCCGCAGCAGCAGCGGCGAAGGGGGAUGGCACCAGCACCACAGGCAUGCCUCACAUUCCUUCAGCGUCGACCACGGCUCCCGCAGCAGACGCGUCAGGAGCCUCCUCUUCAGCGUCUUCGACGCGAAGAGGUGUUGCCAACCAGGAUGGCGAAGAGGUGCAGGAUCGCGAGGAGGUGCUGCCAACCAGCGGGAAUCCAUCGACAGCGGCACAUGAGAUCAUUGAUCUUAUAGAGGGAUCGCCUAGAGGAUCCCAGAUCUUGUCGUCCGAAACUUCGUUGCAGCAGGAGCACCAGCGCGCUCCAGCUGAAAUUGAAGAGCUCCAGCGGAUGCUGCAUGCAAGGGCGAGCCCACUUUGGCAGUCACCGCAUCUCUGGAACGCAGUGAAGUACCUGAGUGGCAUCCUCGUAGUCUUCCAGACAACUUUCACCAGCAAACGAUGGGUUUGGGCUCUCAUCUCCUUGAGCUCUACGGGUUACAUGCUGACCUGGGACAUUCUCAUGGACUGGAACUUGCUGUGGAAUCCUAUACCGUACUUUAAAAGGCAGUUGCGGCGACUUCCCAAGUUCUUGCUCACUAAGCUCUUUCCAAAGGAGCUGACUAAAAUGUCCUGGCGAGCAGCCAAAUCUGUGCGCAGCCUCGGACGUCGCAUGCGCUCGGUCGUCUUCAAAACGACUCGCAAAAGCGGGCCAGAAAAUGAUAAGCGAUCGGCGCUGCCUUCGGCAGAUGUAGACGACCAUGACUCCAAAGGUAUUAGUGCAGACGCAGAAAAGAGGAUGUCGAAGAACGACAACGUGCAGAUCCAUGAGAAGCAGACUAAAAGGACCGCUCAUUUUAGCUCCUCUGACGAGGGAAACAUUUUCGGCUCCACCAAGGAUUCCCGAACAAAGCAAGACUCUGCAGCAACAGGAGCUGGCGCGGGAAUUGUAGUAUCAAAGGAGCAUGCUCUGUAUGGAAACUUUAAAGAGAGUCGUGAGACGCCAUUACUCUCCGAGAUUCGCGAAGUUUCGUUUGCAGAAGCACAACCGGAGCCCACAUCCGUGUCCAGCACAACAUCAACAAAUGAUAAUGAUAGGAGAGAAAAGUUCAAAAAAUUUUCAAUGACAACUACUUUUUCCGACACGGACGAUGAGGACGAGCUCGCAGCGCGUGUGAAACACAUCACUAGCACGUCAGUUUCAGUUUUCAAGGUGCAACGAAAGACGGGCGGCGCUGCUUUUCUUCGCGCACGUGGAGCCGGGUCACAGGACCCUAUUACCUCCUCAGAACCGCGUCUUAGUGGAGAAGGCACUACGAAGCAGGAUGAGAACAAGAGUCCCAAGGGUCAGGAAGUAAACAACAAGCGAGCUGGUAGUAUGGAGGCUGCGAUGAAUGUUUCUCCAAAGAGUGAAGUAGUCAUCGGAAGUGGCGCAUCAACGACUACAUCGAAGUCGAAAGUGGGCUUCAACAACACAGCUUCAGCCUCAGGUGAAGCAAGUGAUAGCACUCCACCUAGUCCUAGUACGGGCACGAAAGUAGUGCCUUCUCAGGGUCCCCCGGAUGCAGAUGAGCAAGAUGACGUAGGAGACACGACAAGUGGUACUCUAGUCCGAGACAGAAAGGUCUUAGGAGACGACGACGGAAAGGAGCAAGUGGAGCAUGCCGGAUCAUCCAACCAAAAUGAGCUUAAACAGCUGAAACGGUCUGGGUCCUCUAACGGUCAGCACGGCCCAAUGGCUUCCUAUCAGCAGCUCCUAGAAGCCGACAGCGGCACGUUCGACCGAAGUUACGGCACGCCCGUCGACGAAUCCGUUGCACCUGGCCGCCAGAAGAUGCUCCCUGACUACUUCUACAUCAUCGUGCCCAUACUCAACUUCUUCUUGCGUUUCACGUGGAUUCUGACGAUCAUCCCGACGCCUCGGUUUUUCCUCUGUGGUGACGAGAAGGAUGAAGCGUCGCUGUGUCCGGCAGCCCUGAGCUCCAACCUGAUAGUGUUUCUAGCAGCCGCCGGUGAAAUCUACCGACGUGGCCAAUGGGCGCUUCUUCGACUGGAAAACGAACACUUGACCAACGCCUCGAAAUUCCGCGCUUUCUGUUGGGUACCACCAAUGUAUCAAGCCGAUGCGACUGGUGAGAAGUAGUACUAGCUACAUGAUCUUCUCUAGCUCGACUCAUCUGGAGUACUUCUUAGUCUUUAUCAAUAACAUACACUGGUGAAAGAUAGGCUUACUACUACGACACACUUAAUAUUCUAGUUUUAACAAAAACAAGGAGAAGAAUAGACUUUAGUGUCAGUCUACUUUCGUCCUUCUGAAUUUUCACAAUCACGUAUGAACGAACCCGAACAUCAUUCUUCCCCAUCGUGAAUCCCGAAAGCAGAAAGCUCGUGCAUUACCCUACAGUACGACCACAAUAUUAUCACGCACCUCCUAGUUUCAACUAUAAGUAGUCGAAAAAUACAGCCAUGUAUAGACACUGUUGUUGUAUAGUUUGAUAACGCCAUCGUGUCCUCACUAUUCCUUUUGCCUUUCCACUUGCCAUUGCCCAAAAGAUUGUUAUUGUUCUUCGCAGCACGAGCGCCCAAUUGAUUUUGAUUAUCGCCCUGUGAAAUUGCAUCCUCAGCAGCGAAUAUGUUGUAUGUUGAACAGAAACACCCUCAAGAUCUCUGAGUGAAGAUAGUGUAUGUCUGGUACAAGUGUCAGCUAUAUGUCAGGACCGAGCGAUUCUAAUACAAGUUUAGCUUUUCAAAGAAUAACUGAGUCACAAUUUUACAAGAUAUCAACAGAAUCCUUUUUGAUGUCGCAGACUUUGCAUAGUAUCCGAACAGCACCCCGAGGUCGUGACCGAGAAAGAAUCCAACUUCUCGCGCGAGCGCUCCAAGAUAGCCCGGG
Amoebophrya sp. A25 is the source of this 9201-nucleotide messenger RNA. The record is from the annotation of a GenBank genome assembly. NCBI's taxonomy places the organism in Eukaryota, Dinophyceae, Syndiniales, Amoebophryaceae.